AUGCGCCAGAGAAAGUCGCAUCGCAAGUCCCGCGGGGGCUGCCUCACCUGCAAAAAACGCCGCGUCAAAUGCGACGAGCACCAGCCCACUUGCCAGCGCUGUGUGCGCGCCGGCUGGUCGUGCUCGUGGGACGCUGAAACUGAAGCUAUCCCCAGUGCUGUCCCCUCGCGCAUCUUCCACACCCAGCGCGAGACUCGCUUCUUCGACUUCUUCCGCGUCAACACCAUCGCCGACCUCUCCGGCUGGGCCUCGUCGUACUUCUGGCAGCGUCUCGUCCUGCAGAUGGCCCACUCCGAGCUGGCUCCACGUCGCGCUGUGAUUGCCCUAGGGGCCCUGCACUCGGACGGCGUCGACUCGCCGCAUGUUCUGCGCUACUAUGGCGAAGCCCUCACCACCCUGCGCCAGCUGCUCACCCAGUCCGACUCGCCCACGGGGAUGGUCUCAAUCGACGUCUGCCUCGCGACCUGCCUGCUGCUGUCGAUAUUCGAAGUCGCGCGCAAGGACUACGAGGCAGCCCAGAUCCACUACACGCGCGGAGUGCAGCUGCUCAAACAACACAGCCAGACCGGUCGAAACCACCACCAACUCGCCUUCUACGAACGCACCCUCCUCGCCCAGUUCUCCCACCUGGAAACCCUCAUCAUCUCCUUCCUCUCCAGCCGCCCCGGCUACCACCAAGACGCCAUCUUCGUCGAAUACAACAUCUCCCAGCUCGCUAUCCCCUCCUGCUUCCCCUCCAUCCCCGAAGCCCACGAGUCCUUCGUCCGCCUGCUGCACAGCAUCCAGAACCGCGCAACCCGCGCCGCCAACACCCUCGCCUUCGCCAAACCCGACUCCGUCCCAGACGACGACGGCAUCUUCCCCCACCGCGAGACCUACUCCGCAUCCAUGCGCCAGGCCGCCACUCUCCGCGCUGUGAACCACGAGUCCCUCCUCGGUCUCGCCCGGUGGAGCGCAGCAUUCUACGCCUGCAUUGCAUCUCUCGAGAAACCCUCCCUCGUCGACCGCCGCGUCAUCGCCCUGCUCAAGGGCAUCUCGACGAUGCUGUAUAUCCGCUGCUCCAAGGACCCUGCCCUCGGCGAGAUGGGCGCUGAUGCGUUCCUGCCCGAGUAUGAGUUCACAAUGACCCAGUUUGAGACUGCGGUGGAUCUUGCGUGGGAGGAGCGUUCUUCUUCUGAAUCUUCAUCAUCAUCACCACCAUCAUCACCGGGUACAACGUCGGAUAGUAAAUCAAAAUCAAAAUCCGCAAUAACACCCCUCUUCUCCCUCUGCACAGGAAUAGUAAAUCCCCUCUACGCACUGCUUGCAGCCUGCCGCGACGCGAGGGUCCGCCGGCGCGGUCUAGCCCUGCUCGAGCGGGUGCCGUACCAGGAGGGCCUGUGGACCGGCGAGAAAGCGCGGCAGGUGGUCGGGACGAUUGGGCAGUUUGAAGAGCGGAAUCGGGUUCCUGGUGUUGAGGGCGCCGAGGGGAUCAAGAAGGAGGACCGCAUUGUUGGUGUGAAUUUCCAUUACUUCCCGGAUCGGUUUAAAAUUAUUGUGGAUUGGGAUGGGGGGAGGAGGGAGGUUGGGUGGGUUAUGUUGGAGUUGUGA
Aspergillus puulaauensis is the source of this 1590-nucleotide messenger RNA. Its product is annotated as Zn(II)2Cys6 transcription factor. The transcript has 2 exons. Gene Ontology annotation, molecular function: DNA-binding transcription factor activity, RNA polymerase II-specific; zinc ion binding. Lineage: Eukaryota; Fungi; Ascomycota; Eurotiomycetes; Eurotiales; Aspergillaceae. The record is from RefSeq and is a predicted model, not a curated record. Gene Ontology annotation, biological process: regulation of DNA-templated transcription. Bases 1 to 1590 code for a protein of 529 amino acids.